UGCUAACUUUUGUUAUUCGAUUUUGUUGUUAUUUGUACAUGAUGACCAUAGCGGAAUGAUGACUAAGAAAUCAUAUCGUUCUAAUUAUUUAAAUUGUUCGACAAAUUUGAAUCAAAAUUGGCUUUUUAAUAUAAAGCCAAUAUGGAAUGAUAUGUUUUAGCCAUUUAUUAUCGUUUCUGUAGUCAUUUCUGAGUGAUUUUUCGCUAAAUGAUGGCUACUGAUGUUUCGCGUUCUUUCAAAUUUGAUAUUUCUACUAUUCUUCCAGAAGGGCACGAAAAAGCUUUUAAACAAGCCUUUUACAAUGUUGCUGCAAUCGUAUUUGUCCUUUUUAUUAUUGUUGCAUGUGUCGCUGUUUAUUAUGUAUUAGAGCCUUUCUUAAGACCGUUACUAUGGGCUGUGUUAUUCGGAUCUGUGUUACAUCCAUUUAAGCACCGCAUGACGGUUAUAUUAAAAUCAUGGAUUUUGAAAUUACAAUUAUCAGGCACACCUCUUACCAUCGGUACAUUCACUGCUCCAUUUAUUGUCAUCGAUCACAUUUCUGAAAAUUUAUGGGAGUUUACUCUUCAAUACAUUGUGAUAUUUGCCACUAUAGUCAGUUGUAUUUUUGUUUCAUUUCUUCUCUACAGUUGUGUUCCUCUACAUGUUAUUUCAUCCAUUCUCAAUACUUUAAGUUUUGUACUCAAUGGGGUGUCUUCUAUGUUAGAAUUUUGUCAAGGAGCUUCUUUCUUGGUGUGGUCUGUUUUGAUUGGAUAUGUAAUAAUUUUGUCUGUUUGGUGGACACCAUCUACAAAGCCUUACUUAAUUUUUUUCUCUCCUGUCAUUUGGACCAUUUUUAUUUGCCAUUUAGUUAAUGUUGCUGGCUCUUUACGUCUGACAAUUCUACUUAUAUUUUUUGCUUUGAUGUUAAUUGGACUUAUGGCUGACAUAAAAUCGAGAUAUUCAGAAACAGGAUAUUCUGAAGAUUCCACUGGCAUGUUAGAGUCUAAUCCUCGUACUCCUAUGCAGGCAAUUAAAUCAGGCAUAGCAUGGAUACGUGGAACUGAAGAGCAGUCACCUGAACUAUCAUCAUCAAUUGUACGUGGUACCCAAGCAGAGGAAAUCGAUAAUUCAACUCCAAGUCAAAAGGUUCAAGUUGAUUCCUCUACUCCCGAAAGGAAAAGACCAACUUCUUUGCCAUCAACUUUUAUGGAUGAAAUUCCAUCUGAAGAAAAAAUGAGCAAUUUUUAUAUUUAUGGACUCUUGUGGAUGUGUUUUGUCAUUCAACUAUAUCGUCAUAUGUCUCUCUGCUACCUCAUGUUAAUACCUUGUAUUUAUAUGGGAAUCAAACAUGCAGCUAUAAAAUUUGGACUGAUGAGUUUUCUGAAAGAAAAAUUUAGAAAUGUCUAUGCAAAUUGUUGUUCUACAUUUGAGCAAAGAAAAGAUGCUUUAAUCCCUGCUCCUUUACGUGGACUGUGGAGACUGUUAAUUCUUGGAGAUAAAAAGUUUUUGAUUCUUCUUGAAGGAUCAAUUGAUACAUUUACAAGCAUGAUGGCCAUAUUCCUGGUAUUCUUUUUUGCUGUUAUAGGAACAAUAUUUCUUUGUGUACAAAUCUAUGGUGAAAGUAUGCAUCUUGUUACUGUUACUAGUAGCUUGAUAAAUCGAACUGUUCACAAUACUGAUAUACAACAACUUGUGCCUGAAAGCUUAAGAGAUGUUCAAGGAACUGUUGAUGCCGUCUUAGAUGAUGCCUUUCUUUAUGGUCGAGGCUGGAUUUCAGCUACUGUAAGAAAAGGAAAAAAAGGCAGCCAACCAGUCGAGGGAAAGGUCCACUUUUCGUCUCUAGUACGUCGCAUUAUUGAUGACAAAAAUGAAGAACGUGCUGCAGAAUUAGAGAAACAAAUUUUAGAAAUAUUUGAUAAAGUUUAUGAGUUAUGGCAUUCUAGAAAUGAAAACAGUACUUCGCCAAACUUUGAACAUGUGGCGUCUUUCGAUUCUUUGGUUGAUGGUUUCAAAACUCUGAAUAUGGACUUGAUCGUUAAUUUUGUUAAAGAAAAUAUUGGUACCUUCCUUUCAGUUUUAGAAUCAGUCUGGCUGAUACUUAAAGGCAAUAUAACCUUAGCAUUUAGUGCAAUAACGGCAAUCAUUUCUCUCUUGUUUGGAGGUGGAACAGCUGUUCUAAAUUUUGUUUUGAACUUUGUUGUGUUUUCUACUUCACUAUUUUAUUUACUCUGUGCUAGUGGCAAUCAAUAUAAACCUGUAGAAGCAUGCAGUAAUUUACUUCCAACAGUGGGAAGUGGAGCACAAUUUGGAAGAGCUGUAGAAGAAGCUAUAAAUGGUGUUUUUGCAGCUUCAUUUAAAAUGGCUGCAUUUUAUGGUUUAUACACAUGGUUCAUCCAUACCUUGUUUGAUGUCAAAAUAGUUUAUAUUCCAUCUGUCCUUGCUGCUAUUCUUGGUGCUGUUCCAUUUCUUGGAGCCUAUUGGGCUUGCCUUCCUGCUGUUUUAGAGCUAUGGCUUGUCAAUGGUCAGAUUAUUACAGCAGUUGUCAUGCUUGUUGUUCAACUUGUACCAACAUCUUUUGUGGAUAGUGCUGUUUAUAGUGAAAUUAAAGGAGGUGGACAUCCCUACUUAACGGGCUUGGCAAUAGCUGGCGGAGUAUUCUGCUUAGGUUUUGAAGGAGCUCUCUUUGGCCCUAUGCUUCUCUGUGUUCUUUAUGUGGCUAUGCAUAUGUAUGGAGCUGUGAUAAAACCUGGUUCAAUGGAUGAAUCACGAAGAAUGAGCAAAGCGUUCUCAUUAAAAAGGAUGUUUACUAUUGAAUGAUUCUUUGGUGACAUUUAUUUUUUAUAAUCUGAGGUGAAGAGGGCUCUUUCGAGAAUAAAUAAAUGCUGAAUUCCACUUGCAUGCUCUGAUUAACAAUUUUGUUUUGUAUAUUUUUAGAGUGGCUUUUAUUUUGGUUGUGUAUUUUUUAUUCACUUUUAUUGAAAUGAUUUGGUUACGUUUUGUUUUUGUUUAAUGCUUAUUUGAAAUUUUGUGUUUUUCAGUUUAAGUUUAAGAUAAUCAAUUUACUGAUCACUUUAAUUUUUUAAUGCUUUUAUGUUUAUAUUUUAAUGAUCUCUUAUAAUUUAUUGUUUCUGCUUAUUUUUAUAUGGUUUUGAAAACUUACAUACAUAUAUAACAUAAAAAGCAAUUAUUAACUUCAAAUUUUAAAUGAAAUGCUAAUGUGUUUAUAAAUUACCUUUGACUAAAGAAAAUAUUUCUACUCAAGUCAAAUUGAGCUCUUUAUAUAAUAUGGUACUAUUUUUUUAAGUUUUAAAAUAAAAGAAAGGAUUUUAAAAUUAUCACCUUUAAUAUUAGAAAUCACAUGUUUUCUUUUUGUAUUUACUGUGAUAUUUAAUGUUUUAUUUCCAAAUUUAAUUGUGCCUCAUAGAGUAAUCAUCAAUUCAGUAAAAUAUUAUAUUAUGUUGAUUGAUUGUCUAUUUAAAAUUCCAUUGUAUUUCUAUAGAUUUAACAAACGAAAAAAUUAUCUAUUAUAGAUUAAUUAUUCCUUUAUAUUUGAUGUUUAUUGUAGUAGGCAUUAUAUUUUGCAUGUGAGCUAAAGAAGUAUGAAUUGCCCUAAUUUAAAGUAAUGAAUAAUUAAGAAAUCUAUCGCAAAUAUUAUUCUUUAAAAUACUCUUAUUUUAAUGGGAUGAUUAUUAAUUUAUAUUUUUUUUUGUAAAUAAAUAAUUUAUAAUCAACUGUAAUAAUGUAAAGUAGGAUAUUUGAUUAUAUUUGCUUUUGAAGUUUUUAAAAAAUUGGUAUUUAUCUUUGGAAAAUAUUGCUAUGUAUUUUGAACCAUCUUAUAAAAAAAACUUAGUUUUUAUUGUUCGUAAACAUUUAUAAUUAAUAGUUUGAUGUGUUUGUGUCACUCAAUUUAACACAAUAAUGCUAUUGCUUAUUUUUAUACAUGUCUAUUGCUAUAUUUUAUUACGUAAGGCUAUUUCUAUUUUUAGUUCAUUGGAUAGCUUUUUGUUUGACAAUUUUUAUUACAAUGUAUAUAACUUAAAUGUUAAAUAAUGACUUUACUUUUGUUACAUUUCCUUUGCUUUAUAUAUUCAUUUAUUGAUUCUUGUUUAAAUUGUGUUAUUUGGUCUCAUUUUUAGUUGUCAUUUUAUCAGAAUUAAUAGAUUUGUAAUCAAAAUGCCAAAUAUUUUCUUUUAUAGAACUAUUGUUAUUUGAUUCUUUUUUUAUAUAUAAUUACAUUUAUUUUUAUGAAUCGAUAUCUUUUAUCUUACGUUAAAUAACUUUAUUUUUAAAAGUGAAGGAAUGACUGUUUAUUUUUAUAAUCUUUUUUAUUUAAUUUUAAAUUGAAUUUUUCUAAAAAAGCAAGUAGUUUUUUAAAAAGUUAUCAUGGUUUUUUAUUUUAGUAAACACUUUAAACUUAUUGUCAAGGGAUAAUUUAUUUGAUUUCUUCUUACAUUUAUUAUAUUAUCUACACUUACAUUUAUUAACAUCCAUUUUAUAUUAUUUCUUUUUAAGAGAAUGAGUGUAAAUUAAUAACUUUUAAUAGCUGUUAUAGAAAUAAAGCAAUAUGUUAUGCAGA
This is a messenger RNA of Parasteatoda tepidariorum (common house spider), 4555 nucleotides long. RefSeq names its product transmembrane protein 245. NCBI's taxonomy places the organism in Eukaryota, Metazoa, Arthropoda, Arachnida, Araneae, Theridiidae. The record is from RefSeq and is a predicted model, not a curated record.